GUAAAUUCAAAGAUGAUAGUGGUAAUAUUGCUGGACAGAAUUCUGAUGAUAAUGACAACAAUUGCAAUAACAAAGAAAACCUUAAUAAUGGAAAAAUUCUACUUGUUGAAAAAUUUCAAAAAGCAAUAUUGGAUAUUUGUUCUCAAAAUGUUGACAAGAUACUUGAUAUGAUAUUGACAUUGGGUGCUAGAGAAAGAACAUUAUGUUACUUUAAUGCUGAAUGUUUGAAUAAAAAAAUUUAUGAAGCAAUUGAGGCAUUGGAAGCUGAGAAUAUUUAUUCUUCAACCUUAAUUCAUAAAAAUUCUAUCAACUGA
Molecule: messenger RNA, 314 nt
Organism: Entrophospora candida
Lineage: Eukaryota; Fungi; Glomeromycota; Glomeromycetes; Entrophosporales; Entrophosporaceae
Source: the annotation of a GenBank genome assembly